Messenger RNA from Cinara cedri, 2533 nucleotides. The record is from the annotation of a GenBank genome assembly. NCBI's taxonomy places the organism in Eukaryota, Metazoa, Arthropoda, Insecta, Hemiptera, Aphididae.
AAAUAUGUUUGCAAAAUUUUCGGACGCAACUGUGCAAACUUACAGUAGAUACUUACGUGUUCGCGUGUAGGUGGCCUAGAUAAAACCGUUAACAAAAAGAACUUAAGUAGAAUAUAUUGCUUUAAUACGUUCCCUAUUUUCCAAGAAGUAGGGACUGCAAUACAAUCGCACUCUUCUCUAAUCGUUCGUAUUUAAAUUAUAUUGUAGUUUAAAAAUGGUUUUCACACAUCUAUUGGUAUCCGCGAUAACGGUUUCGAUGGUUCUCGUCCGCAUAGCCAAUACGGUACCGGCGGAUUUAACAUUCGAAUACGAAAACAUUGAUUCGGGAUCAAAGAAUUCGACGACUGUUAUAGCGAAAGACGAUAAUCCGUUGGACGAUAACGACCGAGACUCGAAUUUAAAGUACGUGAUGGCGAUAAAGAACUCGAGCAUGUGGACGGAGAUAAAAAGACGAUCGUUGACGAUAAGUACUGAUCCAUAUUCUAAGAGCCUGUUCGACAAGUCGACCGAGAAUCUUUCGGACCAGGAACUUUUACAACUGAAGCAAGUGUGCCAAGAUGGACUAAAAUGCGUGGCGGUUGACCAACUAAUGGUUCUCAGACAAGUAAAGCAGACUGAUGGCGGUAAGACAGUGGUACAUAAGGCUAUAAAUAAGAUCACCAAGGUGCUUACUGAUUACACGAAUGAAUACCACGAGGAGAAGUAUCAAUACGAAGCUGUCACAGAUGCAGACGACACGGAUAAAAUGUACGAUUCUGUGAUGACAAUAAUGGAAGAUAACAGGGAGCUGUGUCAGAUCGAUCCUAAUACUUACACAAGUACUAGUACAAGCUCGUAUGAUACUACAAGUUCGAGUAUCAACAUUAGUUCUGCUGAAAGUUCUAACAAUAGUUCUGAUAGUAGUUCAAACAACAUUUUUGACGGUAAUUUCAAUGGAAUUUCGAACACUAAUUCUGACAGCAGUUCUAACCAUAGUUCUGACCGUAGUUUAACUGAAAAUUCUGACAGCGCCUUACUAACGAUUUUUAAUAACGGAAAUGUUAAUUUUGGCACAGUCAACCAGUACAAUGUCAAUGAGGGUACUAUGAAUAGUGCAAUGGUCGGUAUCGAACCUUCAAAUAGUACCUCUAGCGAUGAUUCGUCCAAAUUGUCAGAAGAACCUAAUCCACCACCUACUAUUAGGAAUGAAUCACCUGCUAUUAAUGAUCCACCAACUUCUACUAUUGAUCCACCACCUACUCUUGAAUCCAAUACCGAACGACCAGUAGAAAAACGCACAGCCAGAAUAGAAUAUUUAAUACCAUUCAACGGUGAACAAAAACAAAACGUAUCUAACGAUAAAAUCCCUGAAUCCGAUUCUCUUCCCGAAAAAACAGUUUCUUCUGUCCAAACGGCUGCUUCCGCCGACACGGGUCCGUCCACUUAUUGCAGUACCUGCGCAAACGCCGGCACCUCUACCUCCACCGACAAUUCGACAUCCGACGCCGGUGUCCCCGCCAAAACCGAUGAAUCGUCCGCCGACACGGUUAACAACUUCAUAAAUAUGGACAACGGUGAAAACAGUGCUUUUAGCAAGAAUGACUCUAUGGUCGAUAUAACCAGCACGGGUUCCAAUAACAAAAGCACCGUGAACAAAGGCUACGUCGAGGAUGGCAAUUUUAACAACGGCAUGAUGAAAAUUUUUAACAUGAAUACCGGUACUAUAAACAAAGGCGUCAUCAGCAACAGCGUCGUGGAAGACGGAAUCAUUAAUGUCGGUACGGUCAACAACGGACCGGCCAACUAUGGUCAGGUCAAUAGUUCUUCAAACAACGGCACUGAAUCGCAGGUGAACAAUAACGAUGUCCAAAAGUUUGCCAGUGCUAUUGAAAAAAUAUACUCGGACAUGUACGAUCGUCUCUCCAAACAAUGAUAAGUAAUCUAUAAUAUUUAUUUUCAGUUUUCCAUGCGUAACUUAUCACUUAGUUUGUACAUUAUAAAGUAUUUAGCGAAACAAUAAUUUUAUUUUACUCGUUAAAUAAUAAUAUUAUAUCCGUGUUGCUUGAUGAACCUAAUCUAACUUGGCGGUUUUUAUACACGUUUAGUUGUUUAGUGACAUUGCCAUUAUUUUAUUAAUAUAACAUAACAUUGUAUUAUAUUACAACGAUAAUUGGUGUUCAAAAAUAAAAUAUGUUAUUUACUUUGGUUUCCUUAAAACGUGUAAACCAAUUCAAUCUACCUGCUAUUCAUAAAAAAUGAUGGAGUACUCAAUAAUAUUUACGAUACCGAAAAAUGUUUGGUUUUUAAGGUAUUAUUAAAGGCGUAUAUUAGUAAACAAGCUAUUAAUCACCUAAAACUGUUACUUGUUGGCCGGUUCGUUUUAAAUGUCCAAGGUAAGGUUUUGUAAAAUGUAAAAAACAUUUUUUUAUCACAAAUUGGUACCUACUGAAAUUAAUUGUGUACUAUAAAAUAUCACCAAUUAUCAUCGGCUUCCGAUCGGAGGAACGUAUGAACCGAAAACCGAUUAUUUUAAUAUUAAUCAAUUAUUUUUGUU